AUGGCGUACCGGCCAGACUCCGAGGCGCCACUGCUCGCAAAGGCGGACCACGCUGGCCCGUCCAUGCCGGCGGCGGUGAAGUGGAACAAGUACCCGUUCUUCUGCGCCGUGCUCGCCUCCAUGACCUCCGUCCUCACAGGCUACAACGUGGCGGUGAUGAGCGGCGCGCAGAUCUUCAUGGCGGAGGACAUCGGGGUGACCGACACGCAGAUCGAGGUGCUCGCGGGGGUCAUCAACAUCUACUCGCUCAUCGGCGCGCUGCUGGCGGGGUGGACCUCUGACCGGUACGGCCGGCGCCUCACCAUCGUGCUCACCAAUGUGUUCUUCCUCGUCGGCGCGCUCACCAUGACGCUUGCCGGAGGGUUCGCCGCGCUCAUGGUUGGCCGGUUCGUCGCCGGCAUCGGUGUCGGGUACGCCUUCGUCAUCGGCCCCGUCUACGCCGCCGAGAUCGCGCCCGCAUCAUCCCGCGGUCUCCUCACCUGUCUCCCCGAGAUUUUUUGUGCUUCGGGGGCGAUGCUGAGCUACGUGUCAAACCUUGUCUUCUCGGGCCUGCCAGUGCACCUGUCAUGGCGGGUGAUGUUCGGGGCGGGGGUGGUGCCCACGGUGUUCCUGGCAGCCGGUGUGCUCACCAUGCCGGAGUCACCGCGGUGGCUAGCCAUGAAGGGCCGGGUCGCCGAGGCGAAGGCUGUGCUCCACAAGACGUCGGACACGGCGGACGAGGCCGACCAGCGGCUGCUCGAGAUCGAGGAAGUGGUCUCCAGCGGCAACAGAGGAAGCGUCGACGGCGAAGGCGGCAGCAGCGCCAGCGCGUGGAGGGAAGUGGCGACGAAGCCCGGCGUCCGCCGCGUGCUGGCCAUGGUGCUGACGCUGCAGUUCUUCCAGCAGGCGUCGGGCAUCGACAUGAUGGUCCUGUACGGCCCGCGGAUCCUCGCCACGGCCGGCGUCACGUCGAGCACCCUGAUCCUGAGCCUCAACAUCCUCUUCGGCGUCGCCAAGGCGGCGCCCGUUCUCAUCACCAUGGUGCUAGCCGACCGCGUCGGCCGCCGCCCGCUCCUCCUCUUUAGCACGGGAGGCAUGACGGCGUCGCUGCUGCUCCUGGGCUCCCUGUUCGCCGUGGGCACCAAGCACGACGCCGCUGUCGCCGCGGUGAGCGUGGCAACCGCGGUGGCAUACGUGGUGGCCUUUGCCCUCGGGUUCGGGCCCCUGGCGUGGGUGUACAGCUCAGAGAUCCUGCCCCUCCGGCUGCGAGGGCAGGGCGCCGGGCUCGGCACCGCCAUGAACCGGAUCAUGUGCGGCGUGGUCAUCAUGACCUUCAUCUCGCUCUAUCAGGCCAUCACCAUGGCGGGCGUCUUCUUCCUCUACGCCGCCAUCGCCGCCGCCGCGUUUGUCUUUGUCUACCUGUGCCUGCCGGAGACGAGGGGCCGCAGCCUCGAGUACAUGGAGGAGCUCUUCCACACCAAGUGA
Miscanthus lutarioriparius is the source of this 1464-nucleotide messenger RNA. The record is from the annotation of a GenBank genome assembly. NCBI's taxonomy places the organism in Eukaryota, Viridiplantae, Streptophyta, Magnoliopsida, Poales, Poaceae.